UGCAGUAAUAGGAGCCGCACCGCGCUGCUGGUGUUGGCCCACUUUAACAGUUUCCUGCGAUCCUUUUCUUCGGCAGUUCGCUUCACUGCUGACACAUCAUGGCUACUACAGUAAGUCUGGAGCUGGACCCGAUCUUCCUGAAAGGUCUGGGAUACCUCCAUUCGAAGAGCAAAGAUUCAGCGCAGAAGCUGAAGGCUCUUCUGGACGAGGCCCUGGCCAGAGGGAGCGACUCCAUUUAUCGUGUUUCUGAGAAGGAACAAGAAGUUCUCAAGUUGCCGGUUUCAAAAGUGAAAGAUGUCCGAUCCACUAAUUCCCCAACACCGGGCUUGAAUGGAAAGUCCAGCAGUUUGGAGAAGAGCAGAAAAGAGGUGGAAAAAAGACCGCCAGAAAAGGUACCGAUGAUUCGAAUAAAGGCUGACAUAAGCGCUGCGGCAGAGCCACCUAAGAAGGCUCGUCUGGAGAAACAGGAGAACCGCUCAUCUCCUGUAACAGUUCAGACGAGCAGGGACUUGGCCCCGCCAGAUCUGUCCAGCUUUGACGAGACCAGUGCAGAUGACUUUGCCAUGGAGAUGGGCUUGGCUUGUGUGGUCUGUCGUCAGAUGACAGUGACCUCAGGGAACCAGCUGGUAGAAUGUCAGGAGUGCCACAACCUUUACCACCAAGACUGUCAUAGGCCGCAGGUGACAGACAAGGAUGUCAACGAUCCUCGCCUGGUGUGGUACUGCGCCCGCUGCACCCGGCAAAUGAAGCGCAUGGCUCAGAAGACACAGAAGUCUCCGCACAAGCCAGGCCCUGCUGCCGCACCUGCUGCCACCGUGGGGAGGGACUCCCCAGUCAGAAAACCAGAGAACAGACCCAAGCCAGACACAGCCAGCACAUUCCUAGCCUUUAAGAGGACAGAAGUUAAGUCAUCCACAGUGGUGUCAGCAACCUCAAGUGGCAGCUCUGCUGUGACACCCACCAGUGGUCUGACCGGUUGGGCUGCCUUUGGAGCAAAGACUGCCGCCACUGGACCUGCCGGUUCCAAACUAGGCUCAUCUGGGCCAAGCAGCGCCGCAAAGACCGGCACGCCCUCGUCAGGUCAUAAAGUAGCUUCACUUCCAGGGCUGGUCAGAGCUACCGGGGCCAGUAGUGGCACCAGCAGUGGCCCCAUCCCUGCUGUGCCAAGGCCUCCUCCCCCGCUGACGCUGGGGAAACCAGCCUCCUUACUUCCACCUAGUGGUGACAGUGGCAGCAAGGCAGGAGCACUGACCCCCAGCAGCAGCCAAGCCAGCAGCAAUGGAAACACGGUUUUGGGGGGCAAUGCCAACACAGGUGGUGGCAGCAGUGGGGUGAAAGGGGCCCCUGAGGCCCUCGCAGGAGGCAAAACCCCCACCUCCCAGGAGUCUCAGCUCAACGCCAUGAAGCGCCUCCAGAUGGUGAAAAAGAAGGCAGCACAAAAGAAGUUGAAGAAGUAAUGCCUGGCAGACUGAACAAAAGGAUGAAGUGCCUUUUGUUUUUAUUUUGUGUGGCAUUUGUUUUCAGAAUUAAAAAAGCAGUUAAGUACUUGAAUACCUCAGAGUAAAUGCUGCUGGAACGAGAAGAAACCAUGAUGCACAUUGCUUUGUCAGACCUCGUGCAAUUACCAAAUUCCACUUGAGCUCCACUUAUGGCCCCACUCCUCUUUCCCCUAUUUCUCCAAACUGAACAAAUGAGUUUUUAAUCAUGUGAUUCAAAUAUUAUUAGUCAGUGUCAUUUUUCCUCUGUUGUAGGUCAAACCUUACUCUCUCUAUAUUUUUACAAUUAACCAAUAUGCAAUUCUGUCAAAGAAAUGAAGUGGUUUGACAGGUAGUUUUCUUAGACUUGAGCUGGGCGUUAAAGUAUAUUAAAUGUGAUGGCAAUAUUUGACCUUAAGUAACAAAUACCUAUGCUUCCCCAAAGAUCUUGUAUUCCUUUUUAAUGUAUAUUAAUGACAUUAAUUGUACUGGAAGAAAACUGACCUGUGUAUUUGUCAUUUGUUUGCAGCAGUCGUGACUAAUCAGUGUAAAAAAAAUAACAUUCAGUACACAGAUUAUUUGUAGCUCGUGGAAGUCCUUUUACUGCACUGUCUGCUUGCUCAUUUGAGGAUACUGUACCUGCUGCCUAAGGUCUGUAUUGAGCUGCUGGUAUAAAAAGGCUGAUAAAACCUAAUAAAAAUGGAUGAA
Messenger RNA from Scleropages formosus (Asian bonytongue), 2183 nucleotides. RefSeq names its product integrator complex subunit 12-like. NCBI's taxonomy places the organism in Eukaryota, Metazoa, Chordata, Actinopteri, Osteoglossiformes, Osteoglossidae. Gene Ontology annotation, cellular component: integrator complex. The record is from RefSeq and is a predicted model, not a curated record. Bases 99 to 1457 code for a protein of 452 amino acids. Gene Ontology annotation, biological process: snRNA 3'-end processing. The transcript has 7 exons.